Molecule: messenger RNA, 1166 nt
Organism: Tympanuchus pallidicinctus (lesser prairie-chicken)
Lineage: Eukaryota; Metazoa; Chordata; Aves; Galliformes; Phasianidae
Gene: CALB1
Product: calbindin 1
Exons: 11
Coding region: 87-875 (262 amino acids)
Biological process (GO): regulation of long-term synaptic potentiation; regulation of presynaptic cytosolic calcium ion concentration
Cellular component (GO): synapse; dendritic spine; cytosol
Molecular function (GO): calcium ion binding
Source: RefSeq, a predicted model, not a curated record
CCGCAGCUGCCGCCGUCGCCGCUCCGGCAGCGGGCACAGUCAGCACCGCGGACAGCGCCCCCACUGAGCCCCUCCGCACCCCCACCAUGACGGCGGAGACGCACCUGCAGGGCGUGGAGAUCUCGGCCGCCCAGUUCUUCGAGAUCUGGCACCACUACGACUCCGACGGCAAUGGGUACAUGGAUGGGAAGGAGCUACAAAACUUCAUCCAGGAGCUGCAGCAGGCACGGAAGAAGGCAGGCUUGGACUUAACACCUGAAAUGAAAGCAUUCGUGGACCAGUAUGGCAAGGCUACUGAUGGAAAAAUAGGAAUUGUUGAGCUUGCUCAGGUGUUGCCGACGGAGGAGAAUUUCCUGUUGUUCUUUAGGUGCCAGCAGCUAAAGUCGAGUGAAGAUUUCAUGCAGACAUGGAGAAAAUAUGACAGUGACCACAGUGGCUUCAUUGAUUCUGAGGAACUUAAGAGUUUCUUGAAAGAUUUAUUACAGAAAGCAAAUAAGCAGAUUGAAGACUCAAAGCUAACAGAAUAUACAGAAAUAAUGCUCAGGAUGUUUGAUGCAAACAAUGAUGGAAAGUUGGAGCUUACUGAACUAGCCAGGCUACUCCCAGUACAGGAAAAUUUUCUUAUUAAAUUUCAGGGUGUCAAAAUGUGUGCAAAAGAGUUCAAUAAAGCCUUCGAGAUGUAUGAUCAAGAUGGCAAUGGAUAUAUAGAUGAAAAUGAACUUGAUGCACUACUGAAGGAUCUCUGUGAAAAGAACAAAAAGGAAUUAGACAUUAACAACCUUGCGACAUACAAGAAAAGCAUCAUGGCCUUGUCUGAUGGAGGAAAGCUUUACCGAGCAGAACUGGCUCUCAUUCUUUGUGCUGAGGAAAAUUAAAACUCUUCUCUCAUGUCCACUUAACUAGUGAUGUAUUCUAUCUACACGAUAACUGUGCACUAUAAGGGAGUAGGCUGUAUUUUUAAACUGCAUAUAGAAAAUUAAACAGGAUGUGUGGCACAUUCCUUUAAGUUUGUUUCUAUAGUGUUGGUAAUGUACAGUUUUUGUAACAAUAAGAUUGAUAAAGAGAAUGUCUAUGUUUGGGCCAGUCUGUAUAUUCAAAAGAAACUAAAAAACAUGUUGGGGUUGGAUUUUUUUUUUGGCUUUUUUUUUUUUUUUUUUUUUUUUUUU